This is a messenger RNA of Dicentrarchus labrax (European seabass), 2226 nucleotides long. RefSeq names its product ubiquitin specific peptidase 18 (gene usp18). Gene Ontology annotation, biological process: protein deubiquitination. Gene Ontology annotation, molecular function: cysteine-type deubiquitinase activity; cysteine-type endopeptidase activity. The transcript is spliced from 11 exons. The record is from RefSeq and is a predicted model, not a curated record. Bases 521 to 1540 code for a protein of 339 amino acids. Gene Ontology annotation, cellular component: cytosol; nucleus. NCBI's taxonomy places the organism in Eukaryota, Metazoa, Chordata, Actinopteri, Moronidae.
GCAUCAGCUUGUGAGAACCACAUAACUAACUUAACUAUUCAUGAGCUCAGAGAAACCGCCCUUUUGGUCCAACUUGUGUUUUUUGAUCGUUUCUUUAGUUGAAUAAAUAAAUAAUACUAAAUAAUAAAUAAUUUUCUCAACCCAGUUCAGUCAAAAAUAAAAUAAUAAUGACUAAAUAUUUCACUGAGCAGGAAGUAAUCUGAAAAGUAACUAGUAACUGAAGCUGUGGAGUAAAAAGGACCAUAUUUGUCUCUGAAAUGUGGAGUAGAAGUAUUAUUGGGGAGAACAUGUGAGAUAAAGGAAACUGACUAAAUGUCACAUGAGGUUAAUGAAGCCGAAUUAAAUGUUAUUUUACGUAAGUUUUACGUUAAAGUUGUCGGAUUAGUUUCUGCGCAUGGCAACUGUUAAGUUUCGAUUCCGGUAAAUCGACGCUUGGAACCAAAACACCAAAAACGAAAGUGAUCAGCUGUCGAUGAGACUGUUGAUGGUUACUCUGAGUGACAGGUUGUGAAGUGAAGUGAUGUCUGAAGUAUUCUGUCGGUGCUUGUCAACACUUCGUCUGUGGGACCCCAGUUUCAGAAUGAGAGGCCUCCCCAACUACUGUCUGUGCUGCUGUGUGAACACUUUACUGCAGACCUUCUCUGCUACCUGGGAACUAGGAGACCUAUUGGACAAGUGGGAUGAAACUGGCGUGAGGACAGAUGAUCGUAACGUCCCGUUGCAGCUUAAGAAAGUUCUCGCGGACAUGAGGAAAGACCUCGCUCAGCCUGCUCCCCAUCACGACUUCCUCCGCUGUCUGGACAGAAACAGCCUUCGACUUAAUACGCAGCAUGAUGCCGAUGAGGUGUUCCUCACCAUCCUGAACUUAACGCAUCAACAGAUGGAUAACAGAUCUCUGGCUGUUGAAAUCCAGAAUCUAUACAAGAUUUCCUUGGAGACGCAGUUGCAGUGUUUAGUCUGUAACUCAAUGCAGACUCGGGCCAGCUACCUGCUCAGCCUGCCCCUGCAUAUCAAAGAAGAUCACAACUCUCUGGGAGGCUGCAUGACCUCUUUCUUUGAGCACCAGGAGCUAACGGGCAUCAACUGUUGCUUUUGUGAACAAUGUGGAAAAAAGACUCCAUCCAAACAGGGUGUCAAACUUCUCUCUCUGCCUCCCAUCUUGUGCGUGCACCUGAAGAGGUUUCGAAAUAGCAACGGUUAUACCCGAAAACUUGAUUGCCGUGUGACUUUUCCAGAAAUCUUUGAUUUCUCUGAGAUUGCUAAAGAGGCGUUCUCCACAGACUUUGCCCAGAAUGACUGCAAGUACACUUUGCAUGCGGUGGUAGUGCACUCUGGUUACGCAAUGUUUGGACACUAUACUGCCUACGUUCAUCACAGGGUGAACCAGCGCUGGUACUAUGCGAAUGACAGCCACGUAAAACAGGCCUCCUGGAAGGAAGUGCAGUCAACAUAUGGAGGAUAUCGCAGAGACACAGCAUACAUGCUGAUGUACAGAAGAGGUUCGAAACAGGAAGGACAACAACCUGAACUUUCCGGCUAAGUGAAUGGAUGCAGAAGACGUAACCUGCAGUCACAGUGCAAUAUAGGGUGAAGAUGGGAAUAUAACAAUAGGAAUAUAACUUCAUAUUUGCUUAAAUUAAUUUAUUUAAUUUGAUUUCAUAGGACACGGAUGGUGUGAAUGGUUCUAUAUUUAUAGAUUUUUCUGAUCACUUUUCUAGAUUGUUUAUUUUUGAUCAGCACAGUAAUUUCUCCAGUAGAUGGCGUUAAAGACUCAAAACAGUGAAGGGUUUUCCACUCCAAGACCACACACACUGUGAACACACUCAGCAAUACUUGAGGGGGGGUGGUUGGUUUCAAGAGAAUGCUUAGCUUAGAUAUUCACUGUUUGGGGGUGGGGGGACCUGCCAUAGGACUCAGUGUUCAUUUUCCUGACACUGCUGUAUAAUACAUAAGUCAGUCAUGAAGAACAAUUAAGUUACUUUUUUUCUCAUUUGUGCUGCCAAAAACAACAACAGUCAUCCCACUCUGAUUUUAAGUAUUGUAUUUUCUUACCACUUGGUCCUGCAAGGCCUUUGACACACUUGAUGUUUUUCUCGCUUUCAUUAAUGCAACAUCUGAGCUAAAAAAUGUACGCACUAGUGAAAAGUGCCUGUUCUAUAUGUAUUUGUUUUGAAAAUGCAUUGAGGAAAUUACAAUGAAAAAAAAAUUAAAGAGGUUGCAGUUCCA